Molecule: messenger RNA, 2596 nt
Organism: Babesia bovis T2Bo
Lineage: Eukaryota; Apicomplexa; Aconoidasida; Piroplasmida; Babesiidae
Product: tRNA synthetases class I family protein
Exons: 2
Coding region: 1-2556 (851 amino acids)
Biological process (GO): valyl-tRNA aminoacylation
Cellular component (GO): cytosol
Molecular function (GO): ATP binding; valine-tRNA ligase activity; aminoacyl-tRNA deacylase activity
Source: RefSeq, a predicted model, not a curated record
AUGGCAGUAAUAAACGUCGCUUUAGUGGUUUUAAUCCUGAAUAAUGCUGUUUUGUCGUAUGUUCUACAAGGUUCGCAAUGGAAUCUAGGUCCAUCGUCACCCAGUAUACACAUCGAACCAUGUCUUGCAGGUAUACGAAAAGUGCAACUCAUUACACCGCCACCUAAUUUGACGGGUGAUUUGCAUAUUGGAAAUGCGCUCAAUAUAGUUUGUAGUGAUAUAUAUCUGAGGUAUUGUGAACUUAAUAAAUGCUGGGUUAAUGCAAGGUUUGGCAGUGACCAUGCAGGUCAUGGCCUAGAAAGCAUUAUAAACAAGCAAGUGGGAGACAAUGCCACUGACGAAGAAAAAGUACAAGCAGCUUUGAAACACUGCAAAACAAUGAGGCAAAAUCAUCUUAACACAUUGCAAGCAUUAGGAGUUAACUGGUUGGACCAGGGAUGGACACUUGGGACCCAAAGCAGAAACAUGACACUUAAGGCGUUCGUCGAGUUGUAUCAACAGGGCCAUAUUAAGGAACAUUUAUAUCCAACAUUAUCAGUAGUCACAUCGGAUGGGCUAAAGUUCCUGGACAUCGCUGAUGUGGAUUUUAUAACUCAGAAUGUAACUUUAUACUACAUCGAGUUGGGCCUUAAAUCAAAAAUGGAUGAACAAGGAGUGAAUAGUGUAGAUAAUACAUUGCCUACCUCUAUAAAAGCAUAUUGUCUUCAACCAACAUUAUUAGACGCAGCAGUUGCGGUGGGCGUGCCUGAGGAACUUUGGGAAACAUACAAGGACAUGGUUGCUGUUAUUCCCGAAACCAAUAGGCAACUGCCAUUUAUACCAGUGAAAGGAAUAACUGAUACCAAAUUUGAAUUUGUUAUUCCGGGUUACUCCGAACGGGAUUUCCAGCUGGCAUGGGAGCACGGACUGGAGAUUAUAAAUGUGACAGAUGAAUAUGGCAGGAUGACCAACUGUACUGCCGAUAUCAUGGGAAUGGAUAUAGAAACUGCUAACAAGUACAUGGCCAAUAGAUUCGUCGCGGACGGUACAAUUGAAUGUCAGAUACCAAUGAAGGGAGGUAGCAAAGCGUAUGUAACACCAGCGCCUCAGUGGAUUUUAGAUAUGACAGCCAUAACUCCCUAUGGACUCCGUGCUGUCGAAAAACUGAAAAUAGAACCUGACACAAGGCGACAGCUACUGGUACAAAGGCUACAGUCCAAGCAUCCUUGGUGUAUAAGCAGAAAUGGUUGGUGGGGAAUUCAAGUGCCAAUAUGGCGUAUAUCAAGGAACAAGGAGGUGCAUACAAUAGCUGCAAUGUCACAAGAAGAUGCCAUUGCAAAAGUGGCAAAACAGAUUGGCAUAUCACCAACCGAUCUGUCUGCAAAUGGAUAUACAGUUGAACAGGAUAAGCGAACUUUGGACACAUGGUUCACAUCAGCAUUAUGGCCUAUGUGGACAGCAGAGAAUGGAGUAGUUGACGACAUAGCAUCUCAGCUUAACGCAAGCUCAGUAGAUCACCAAGAUACUCAACAACCAGAUGAUGGCGAUCUAGACACAAAAGAUCCAGUCUUGCAAUUGGACGUCACAAGACUAUUGUACACGGGUUACGAUAUAUUGCAUAGCUGGGUGGCCCGAAUGCUAGCGCUUUGUACCAAACUUAAUGAAUCAAGAUUGCCAUUUGACAAAUUGGUAUUACACGGGAUAAUCAACGACACAAAGGGCAAGAAGAUGAGCAAGUCUUGGGGAAAUACAGUUACAGCAACGCAGUUUAUACAGUCAUUUGAGCAACUUAAAGGAUUCCCUGAUAUGUCCAAACCAAGCAAAACUCAUACUAUGCUACAGUCCGUAUUUGGGGAUGAUAUAUAUUACAACCCAUUGGCAGUAGCACAGGCGAGACUUGCAUUAGCAUCCGCGGCGUCAAAGGCCAAUGCAUGCCACGAUGUGGAAGCAUAUAGAGGUCGUAUAAAGUCCAUGCUCAAGAAAUUAGCACAAUUAACGAAAUAUGUCCAGAUGACAGUGGAUCAAAAAGGAAUAAAGUCAUUAUAUGACCUUGAUGGACCUAGCAAAGGGUUUAUAACGGAUGCUGUUGUCGCCGGUUUGGGCAGAUGUGGAUCUGAAGUAGGCACCGCAAUAGAAGCUUUCGAGUUUCGCAAAGCUGUAGAGGAACUUGAGAAAGCUGUAUACACCUACUCUGAAUAUGCGAUACCCGCACACCGGAUAAUGUUCUGCAACGAUACGGUGUUGAUACGUCAGUAUGUUGCAUUGAUGCAGUUAUUCAUGCCAUUCUUGCCGCAAUUGCUCCUGCAGAUGUCGAUGCCACUGAAACUGAAUACAACAGGCGAUCUUUUCCAUUGGCCAGAUUAUAAAAAUGUGGAUCCAUAUGCUCUCCAAGGUUUCGACGCCAUCGAGGAUGCAUUGCGCCAACUAAGGCGACAUGUACUGGAAGCAAAUACUGCAACAAUUAUCACUGUAAACCCAUGUUACAAGCAACAUUUGACCGACGCCAAGGAAUAUCUAGAUCAUCUGCUAAAGCUGACAUAUAACAGCGUUAUACACUAUGAAAUUGAAGCUGGUUAAUAAAAUACAGCACGAUGAGAAAUACUAUCCACCAUGGAGU